Messenger RNA from Panicum hallii, 1285 nucleotides. RefSeq names its product transcription factor MYB30-like. Bases 140 to 1078 code for a protein of 312 amino acids. The transcript has a single exon. NCBI's taxonomy places the organism in Eukaryota, Viridiplantae, Streptophyta, Magnoliopsida, Poales, Poaceae. The record is from RefSeq and is a predicted model, not a curated record. Gene Ontology annotation, biological process: response to auxin.
CCCAUGCCAUGGACCCUUGUCCUUCGUAGAGUACACUACACCUUGUACCCCACCAACACUCUCCUCGAUCGCUUAGCUCACCACCGUGCGUGCUAUCGGCGGCCGGCCGGCAUCGUCGAGCGGCGGCGGCGGCGACUCCAUGGGGCGGCCGCCGUGCUGCGACAAGGAGGGCGUGAAGAAGGGGCCGUGGACGCCCGAGGAGGACCUCGUCCUCGUCUCCUACGUCCAGGAGCACGGGCCCGGCAACUGGCGCGCGGUCCCCGCAACCACGGGGCUCAUGCGGUGCAGCAAGAGCUGCCGCCUGCGCUGGACCAACUACCUCCGCCCGGGCAUCCGCCGCGGCGGCUUCUCCGACCAGGAGGACAGGCUCAUCGUCCACCUCCAGGCGCUCCUCGGCAACCGCUGGGCCGCCAUCGCGUCCUACCUCCCCUACCGCACCGACAACGACGUCAAGAACUACUGGAACACGCACCUCAAGAAGAAGCUGCUCGUCCAGCAGCACCAGCACCAGCAGCGCGCCCCCUCCACCCUCUCGCCGCCGCCCAACAAGGGGCAGUGGGAGCUCAGGCUGCAGACCGACAUCGACCUCGCCAGGCGCGCCCUGCGCGACGCGCUCUCCGUCCCGCUGGCGGGGAAGAUGAUGCUAAGCGGCACCCGCGGCGCCACGGCCCCGGCGCCGCCGCCGUUGCCCGCCGAGUCGCCGCCGCCGGCGCUGGUGCAGGCGUACGCGCUCACCGCGCGCGACGUCUCCUGCAUGCUGGACGGGUGGGCGCGGCCGACGCCUGGGAAGAAGAGCGGCAGCCCGGCGACGCCGCCGCCGCCCGUCGCCGCGGAGAGCGCGUCCGGAUCGACGUCGGAGCUGACGGAGUGCUCCGCCUCCAUCUCCAGCGCGCCUAAUAGACGCGCCGCGCCGGUGGCUGCCCAGCUGUUCGUGCGAGAGGAGAAGGCGGCGGCGGGCGGGGAGGAGGUGCCGCUGUCGGAGAUCGAGUCGUGGCUGCUGGAGGACGGCGGCGGCGAGCAGAAGCCGGCGCACGACGGCCUCCUGCUCGAUGCGGCCCUGUACAAUUUCGGCUUCUAAAUGCUACUAUUUGGACUUUCUACAAUCUACAUACGCUGCCGAUUCUAGCCUAUGUAAGUUGCCGUUCUUCUUAUGCUUGUGUCAUCCGUACAAAAGGUACGCAGAUGCAUGGCGAUUUGCGUCGCUGCAUGAAGCAACCAAGUGGGGUGAUCGUUGUCUGUGAAAAUGAAGCUGAAAUGUUACUUGAUGAAUGUUACUUGAUGUUCA